GUAAACCCUGUCCACUUUAACCUAUAUAGCUGCUUGAAGGUGUGAUUUUUGACCGGGUCACCCAGCUAACAGCAGAGGGAGGACCAGCGCCAACUCGCCGUCGCAUUUAACAAUCCAGCGAGAGCUCUUAACUUUAGGCAGAGACAGACUCGACACAGCAGCAGCAGACAUGUCUCGUUUAGUCGCCCGUCUCUUCGUUGUAGUUUCUCAGCACGCGAAGGCCAGAUCCGCGGUGUUACCGAGGAGGAUCCCGGUAUUCACCCGUCCUGUAUCCACAUCUCAAGGCCUGCAGUCUCUCACUCGUUACGAUGAGAGUACAGACUGGCAAAAGAAACUGACCCCAGAACAGUAUGUAGUCACCAGAGAGAAAGGGACGGAGAUGCCCUUUAGUGGGAUCUACCUUAACCAUUCUGAAGUGGGGAUGUACCACUGUGUCUGCUGUGAAGUUCCACUUUUCAGUUCAGAGGCUAAGUAUGACUCGGGGACAGGCUGGCCAGCAUUUAAAGAGGCCCAUGGGACAUGGGAGCGGGACGAAAGCCACACCUCCAUCAUUCGUCGCCCUGACAACAGCCUGGGAAGUGCUGGGACUGAGGUCCUUUGUAAAAAUUGCGAUUCCCACCUGGGUCAUGUGUUUGACGAUGGACCAGACCCGACAGGUCAGCGGUUCUGUAUCAACAGCGUGGCCCUCACGUUUAAACCCAGAAAAAACAACGAAGCUGACAAGGAUGAGCAGAACUGAUAAACUGCUAGGACUACUAGGAAAACACAGUUAUGUUUUAUUUCAUACCUGUUGAUUUUAGGGGGCAAAUCGAAGGACCACCUAAAUGUCAGAGCAUUCAUUCCAUGGUUUUGACCAUUUGUCUUAAUAAUUGAAUUCUGAAGGAAGAGGACGUCCUGGAGUUUAUUUAAGUGGAAAAGAACUAAGCUCAGUCUCUUGAAACAGUGGAUAUAUGGACUGGAGGAAAGUCUACAUAAAGGAACAUACCGUACAUGAUUCACACAAACUCAAACCAUCAGGGGUCUCAUUUAUAAAACUGUGCAUAGGAUCCUUACUAAAAGUGUAUGUACGCCCAAAAGCCAAAAUUGGCAUACGACAAAAAAAAACAAACAACAGAUUUAUAAAACCGUGCGAAUGCACAUCUGUAAGCAAUGUUCCCUUUAUGAAUCACAGAUUACCCACAAGUGUGCAUACGUGAAUCAGCCUCUUAUCU
Sander lucioperca (pikeperch) is the source of this 1211-nucleotide messenger RNA. It is a transcript of the gene msrb2, whose product is annotated as methionine sulfoxide reductase B2. The record is from RefSeq and is a predicted model, not a curated record. The transcript is spliced from 5 exons. Gene Ontology annotation, cellular component: cytoplasm. Gene Ontology annotation, molecular function: peptide-methionine (R)-S-oxide reductase activity. Bases 170 to 739 code for a protein of 189 amino acids. NCBI's taxonomy places the organism in Eukaryota, Metazoa, Chordata, Actinopteri, Perciformes, Percidae. Gene Ontology annotation, biological process: protein repair; response to oxidative stress.